This is a messenger RNA of Lagopus muta (rock ptarmigan), 3403 nucleotides long. It is a transcript of the gene PRR16, whose product is annotated as proline rich 16. NCBI's taxonomy places the organism in Eukaryota, Metazoa, Chordata, Aves, Galliformes, Phasianidae. Gene Ontology annotation, biological process: positive regulation of cell size; positive regulation of translation. The record is from RefSeq and is a predicted model, not a curated record. Bases 99 to 1004 code for a protein of 301 amino acids. The transcript has 3 exons.
GGCGGCUGCGGCAGCUCUGGGAAGCGGAGGGACGCGGCCGGGCGGCUCGCCUGACCUGCGUGCCCCCCCAUCCUGGCUGUGCCGGGCUGUCCCGAAGGAUGUCCGCCCAGUCUAAGGGGACCGCAUCCUCUUCCUCGUCGCCGUCCGAGGGGCCGCCGGCAGCCUCUAAAACGAAGGUGAAGGAGCAGAUCAAGAUAAUCGUGGAGGAUUUGGAAUUAGUCCUGGGGGACCUGAAAGACGUGGCCAAGGAACUUAAGGAGGUGGUUGACCAGAUCGACACGCUGACAUCUGACCUGCAGCUGGAGGAUGAGAUGACAGACAGUUCCAAAACAGACACGCUCAACAGCAGCUCCAGCAGCACAACAGCCUCCAGCCUGGAGAAGGUGAAGGUGCGGGGCAGUACUCCGCUCAUCAAGCCCCCUGUGCAUCCCUCUGCUAUCCUCACCGUGCUGCGGAAGCCAAAUCCACCUCCACCGCCUCCACGACUGACACCUGUCAAGUGUGACAAGCCUCUGAGGCCACCUCCUUCGGCCAACCCUGUCAAGACUAAUGGUACCCUGCUGCGAAAUGGACCCAGCCGUAUCCCAAAUGGGGAUUUGUGCUGCAUACCAAACAGUAAUUUGGACAGUGUUGCGAUCCCACCUCUAAUGCACAGACCUGAGAAAGAGCGGUGUCCUCAGGCAGGAGCAAGGGAACGGGUACGAUUUAGUGAAAAAGUGCAGUAUCACGGCUAUUGCCCAGACUGUGAUGUUCGAUAUAACAUUAAAAACAGGGAGGUGCACUUGCACAGCGAGCCUGCCCAUCUUCUGGGAGCACUGCCUCAUCAGUGCCCUCCUCUGCCACCCCCACCGCCUCCGCUGCCUCCGUUUCCUCUAGAGAAUGGAGGGUUGGGGAUAAGUUCCAGUAACAGCUUUCCUCCUCCGAGACCUGUUGCUGUGCCUCCACAAACUGCACCAAAACCCCAGAAGACCAUCUUGAGGAAGUCGACCACUACAACAGUGUGAUGUAUGCCACUUGAAAAAAACUCAUCUAUAUAAACAUAAAUAGGUAAUGAGCACUUUCUACUUGAGCAAUAAAAAGACCCAGUGUAUUACUCCCAGUGUAUCCAGUGAAGUGGCAUAAAAAUCACACGGUAAGUAAAGAGAAGAAUUUUCUUUUGGUCACCAUAAAAUGCCUUUAUGGCUGAAAAGGAUGCUGAAAAAUACACAUGAUUUAGCUGACGGGUUGUAAACUUCUGUUGCAGUUUCCUAUCUGCAGCACUGUUUAAAAGAAAGUGGAAAGAAAGAUCAGUUUGAAAGUACAGAGUGCUGAUUCCUGUUAGAUUUUCGUCUGUCCAACUUAAUGGAGUAAGCAUUGCUGCUGAAUUCUGGGAAGCUUUCUGUUUCUAGCCGCUGUGCUUUAAAAUGCCAUUUGACAAAACAAAGUGGAGUGGCAGAUAACGCUUUUGACUGAAUUCUAGCAAAGACAUUUUUCUCUGCCUCAUUGCUUGAGUGAAGGCACUGUGUGUGGAGCCAUUCAAUAGGAAGCAAUCACCGGACUUUCAGGCAGCUUGACCUUUGGUGAGGGAGUAAAGAAGUAAUUGAAAGCUCCUUCAGGCUUCAAGGAAUAUCUGUAUCUGGAGGCACGUCAUCUAAUUUCUUGCAUAUUAGAUUCAUCAUUGUGACUUCUUGCAGGCCAGAUCUGAAAAGUAACCAGGAACCCAACCCUCCAUGGAGCAUGGGAAAGCCCUUCAAGUCAGAGCACAGUGACUCAUGGGUGAAAUUUGCGUUGAGUCCUCUGUUUCAGAUCAGACUGCUGCAAGCAGCGUCCUGGCAAAAGCCACAGCCUUAAAUUCCACUUGGUGGGAGCAAAGAGUAGAGGACCAACAAUCUCACCCCAGCUCUCUGGCAUUUGAGUUCUGUGCUGAGCAACCAGAGUAACAAUUGAUGAGCUUUUCGUGGGCAGCAUCCAAAAAUAUUUCUAUAUGUAGCCAAAAGGAGAAAUGAAGCGCGCAGGCGAUAAUGGGAUAUAAAUGCAUUUACAGUAACAGGGGAAUUUCUUGUCUACAGCGAAAGAAGACCUCUGUCAUUCCUUGUACAGAUUGAAAGCCAUACAGGAACAGGGCAUCGGUGACACUAAACUGCUUCAAAGGAUGCUGACUCCUGUUCUCCACCCAACUUUGAAAAAGUUCAGGUGUUAAAGAUUGCAUCUCAAUGCACUUCAAGUUUUUGCACUGUCACUUCCAUUCAGGGUAAUGGUGUGUGCCACCAUUUGCACAGACAGCCCCAGGAGCUUUUUGACCACAACGAGCUGUAUUCUGCCGGGGCUCCAAAAGGUGGAAUAUAAAAGUUAGAACUGAAGAAAAACAUUUGUGCGCUCUUUCACUAAGGGGAUCUCUUCACUGAAAGGACUGUGGUCCUUUCUUAGGUUUAAAUAAAUACAUACAUAUACAUACAUAUAUAUAUAUGUAUAUAUAUGACAAAUCAUCAACAUGUUAAGGUGUGUCUACAACGGGGAUAUAAUCUUUUUUAAUAGCAUCCAUUUUUUUUAUCAUACUGUUGCAAGGAGUUUAAUCUAUUCAAUUAUACAUCCUAUCUGUUCCUGUUGAAUGCUGGCAUUGUUGUUCCAGUUACUGUUAAAGAGACAAAGUCAUUUGUAAUACGUAUUUGGCAUACAAGUUUUCUAGCCAUUUGUCUAUACUUCAUGGAGAAAUCUAACAGACAAGCAGCAUUUUCAGUUUAUUUUUCUAAAUAAAUGUGUUGUUUAUAUUGUUAGCAGUCACUCAUUUGGGCUGGUUUUCAUUAUCUCCAAAAAUGAUUUAAAGACAGAACCAAAACACAGAAAUUGUUUGUUCGUGUGAAGCUGUGAUGGUUUGCUGACCGAAAGCUUUAAUAUAAAUAUUGUAAUUUGUAAAAUGACGAAGUAUAUUUAUACAGGCAAAUAUGUAUGGAAAACAAAAGGAGGAAUUUUAACUCUUAAUUUCAGAACAUAGUUUAUUUUAAUAUCCACGUGAAGAAAUAUAGAUAUAUAAUGGGAUAGAUUUUUUAUUAUCAGUAAGCUUCAUCGAGUGAAGAUUCGGGUGUUUAAAAAUGAGAGAAAUGUAGUCUAGUGAGUGUGGCCUCUCAGCUUACAGAGAGAGCUUUUAUCAAGCAUCUUACCUUGUCCAGAAACUGCUUUUAGUUGUCAUGGUUUUUGAUUUUGUCAGGUUUUGUUUGGUUUGUCUCUUCGUUUGUUUUAGCACGCUGGCAAGGCCACACCACUUAAUCAGUUGAAGUAGUUGCGGUAUGCGAGGUUGUUCUUUAGAACAGUCUGCAGUUUACAGUUAUCAGUCAUUGUUUCCGUGUGCUGUAGUCUUUUGCUAUGAAGUUAUUGAACAUUUCAGUGCUAUAGCUGUUUUGAAUAAAAGUACAUAUUUUCAUUUUUC